ACUUUGACUCACUCAGAAGAAGAAGAAAAACACAGUCUGAAGUUUGACUGUAAACGUGGACGAAGUAUUUGUCGGACUCAUCAGCUCGUUGUCUGCUCGCUGCUACGUCGGUCAUGUCGCAGGACAAUCUUUCCGUGGUGCUGCACUCAAAAGGAGACCUGAGGCUGGAAAAUCGACCUAUCCCGGAACCAGAACCAAAUGAGGUUUUGCUCCAGAUGCACUCUGUGGGCAUCUGUGGAUCAGAUGUUCACUACUGGCAGAACGGCCGAAUUGGGGACUUUGUGCUUAAAAAGCCGAUGAUACUGGGUCAUGAGGCUUCAGGGCGGGUGGUGAAAGUUGGAGCCGCAGUCAAGCACCUUAAAGUGGGUGACAGAGUGGCCAUUGAGCCUGGUGUUCCCCGUGGCACGGACGAGUUCUUCAGAAAUGGACGCUACAACCUGUCUCCUACCAUCUUCUUCUGUGCCACACCCCCUGACGAUGGAAAUCUGUGCAGAUACUACACUCACAGUGCCAACUUCUGUUACAAGUUGCCCGACAACGUAACAUUUGAGGAGGGAGCUCUAAUUGAACCUCUUUCUGUGGGGAUCCACGCCUGUCGCAGAGCUGGCGUUACCCUCGGCAGCAGCGUGCUCAUCUGUGGUGCAGGACCAAUAGGGUUGGUCUGUUUAGUCGUGGCCAAGGCAAUGGGGGCCUCACAAGUCGUCAUCACCAAUCUGUCCUCAGAGCGCCUGGCUGUGGCCAAAGAGUUAGGUGCAGACUUCCAGGUGACAGUGACGAGAGGAGACGCGCCCCAGCAGCUGGCUCAGAAUGUAGCAGACAUGCUGGGCGCUCAGCCCCACAUCACUAUUGAAUGCACCGGUGUUGAGAGCAGCAUUCAAACUGCCAUCUAUGCGACUCGUUCAGGAGGAGUGGUGGUGCUGGUUGGUCUCGGCUCUGAGAUGGCCACUGUUCCCCUGAUCAAUGCAGCUGUAAGAGAAGUGGACAUCAGAGGUGUUUUCCGCUACUGCAAUACCUGGCCGAUGGCCAUCGCCAUGUUGGCUUCAGGUAAAAUAAAUGUAAAACCCCUCGUGACCCACCGUUUCCCUCUGGAGCAGGCGGUCCAGGCCUUUGAGACCACGCGUCAGGGUCUCGGGAUAAAGGUCAUGUUAAAGUGUGACCAGACUGACCAGAAACCCUGAACGGACCCGCUGCAGUGACAAAACCUGACCAAUUGAGAGCAAGUCAGCAUAACAGAUAGAAUCCACACACUGGACUUUGACCUAAAGAAAGAUAACAGAUGGAGCUCAAAGAGACGCACUACCUGCAGGUCGGACCUGUUGUAAGCAUUAAGUGGUACGAGUAAUUAUUUAAUUAGGGACAACUUUGUUUGUUAAUCAACACUUUAAUAUUUCAUCUUAGCAUUUAAUGAAUUUUAAAUGAUUGAUGAUUUACACGAGCACUGUAGACAAAGAGAGGCCUUGAAAAAUAAAGUUAAUUUAACAAAA
Molecule: messenger RNA, 1484 nt
Organism: Labrus mixtus (cuckoo wrasse)
Lineage: Eukaryota; Metazoa; Chordata; Actinopteri; Labriformes; Labridae
Gene: sord
Product: sorbitol dehydrogenase
Exons: 9
Coding region: 114-1178 (354 amino acids)
Biological process (GO): D-sorbitol catabolic process
Molecular function (GO): L-iditol 2-dehydrogenase (NAD+) activity; zinc ion binding
Source: RefSeq, a predicted model, not a curated record